CUUUCUUGGCAGCCAUGAAAUCAGUUCUAAAAUCCCUUGCAAACUCAAUCUUCCUUGUUCUUUUCAUCAUCUUUUCAUCUUCUACUCCACUUGUAUUGGCUCAAUGUGAAGCAGAGACCAAGACUAAUGGAUGCCAUAACUACAGAGAAUCCAUGAAGCUAAAAAUCAUUGCCAUUGUCGCAAUUUUACUAUCCAGCAUGAUUGGCGUGUGUCUACCAUUGUUUUCUGGUCAGGUUCCGUCACUUAAACCCGACAGGGACUUGUUCACCAUUGUCAAGGCAUUCGCCUCCGGUGUUAUUCUAGCGACUGGGUACAUGCACGUGCUACCGGAUUCUUUCAACGACCUUAUGUCCGGGUGUUUGCCUGAAAAUCCAUGGAGGAAGUUCCCUUUCACGACCUUCGUCGCAAUGCUGUCGGCUGUGUUGACCCUUAUGGUGGAUUCAUUUGCAAUGAGUGUAUACAAGAAACGUUGCGGUAAAGCUUUAAUGGUGGAUGCUAACAAUGGUGGUGGAUUGGAAAAUACGAACGUUGUACCAAUCGAUAAUUUUGAACACGGCCAUUGCCAUUCACUUGAGAUGAAUGACGACGUAUCAUCACAAUUGUUAAGGCAUCGAGUUAUUGCUCAGGUAUUAGAGUUGGGAAUUGUAGUUCAUUCAGUGGUGAUUGGUCUUGCAAUGGGAGCCUCUGGCAAUCAAUGCACCAUCCGAUCACUCAUUGCUGCCCUUUGCUUCCAUCAAAUGUUUGAGGGGAUGGGACUUGGUGGAUGCAUACUGCAGGCUGAAUAUGAGAUAAAAAUGAAAGCAAUCAUGGUAUUCUUCUUUUCAGCCACAACACCACUUGGAAUAGUUCUGGGAAUUGGUUUGUCCAAGGUUUACAGUGAGACGAGUCCAACUUCACUUAUGGUGGUGGGACUCCUUAAUGCUUGCUCAGCAGGGUUGCUGAAUUACAUGGCACUGGUUGAUCUCCUGGCAGCUGAUUUUCUGGGCCCUAAGCUUCAAACAAAUAUGAAGCUCCAGGCUUGGUCAUAUGUUGCAGUUUUACUUGGUGCUGGAUUUAUGUCUUUGAUGGCAAAAUGGGCUUAGACAUUUCAACAUAUACAUGUCUUUUUUUAGUUUUUUAAUCUUUUUUUUUU
Gossypium raimondii (Peruvian cotton) is the source of this 1132-nucleotide messenger RNA. Its product is annotated as zinc transporter 7. Lineage: Eukaryota; Viridiplantae; Streptophyta; Magnoliopsida; Malvales; Malvaceae. The record is from RefSeq and is a predicted model, not a curated record. Bases 15 to 1082 code for a protein of 355 amino acids. Gene Ontology annotation, biological process: zinc ion transmembrane transport. Gene Ontology annotation, cellular component: plasma membrane. The transcript is spliced from 3 exons. Gene Ontology annotation, molecular function: zinc ion transmembrane transporter activity.